AUGGCAAACAAGGGGAACAAGAAGCGUCGACAGUUCUCCCUGGAGGAGAAAAUGAAGGUGGUGGAAGCUGUAGACUCAGGAAAGAGGAAAGGUGAUGUGGCAAAAGAAUUUGGUAUCACUCCUUCUACCUUGUCUACAUUCUUAAAGGAUCGUGCCAAAUUUGAAGAGAAGGUACGGGAGGCAUCUGUAGGACCCCAGCGGAAAAGGAUGAGGAACGCUCUCUAUGACGACAUCGAUAAGGCUGUUUUUGCUUGGUUUCAAGAAAUCCAUGCCAAAAACAUUCUUGUGACUGGUUCUGUCAUUCGGAAAAAAGCACUAAACUUGGCCAACAUGCUUGGCUAUGACAAUUUUCAAGCAAGCGUGGGCUGGCUGAACAGAUUUAGGGAUCGCCACGGAAUUGCUUUGAAAGCAGUCUGUAGAGAGGAUAGUGACAGAUUAAUGAAUGGUCUAGGAAUAGAUAAGGUUAACGAGUGGCAUGCAGGGGAAAUUAUAAAACUGAUUGCUGACUACAGCCCAGAUGAUAUCUUUAAUGCUGACGAGACAGGAGUGUUUUUCCAGUUGCUUCCCCAGCACACGCUUGCUGCUAAAGGGGACCAUUGUAGAGGGGGCAAGAAAGCAAAGCAGCGGUUGACAGCACUCUUUUGUUGCAACGCUUCAGGGACUGAAAAAAUGAGACCAUUGAUUGUUGGUAGGUCAGCCAACCCACACUGUCUCAAGAACGUCCAUUCCCUCCCUUGUGAUUACCGAGCCAACCAGGGGGCAUGGAUGACGCAGGAGCUGUUUAAUGAGUGGCUGAUGCAAGUAGAUGCCAGGAUGAAGCGGGCGGAACGCCGCAUCCUCCUGCUGAUCGACAACUGCUCCGCUCACAACAUGCUGCCACGCUUGGAAAGGAUCCAGGUGGGCUACCUGCCCUCUAACUGUACUGCCGUCCUGCAGCCACUGAAUCUCGGCAUAAUUCGCACCAUGAAAGUGCUGUACCGAAGCCACCUCCUGAAACAGAUCCUCCUCAAGCUCCACAGCAGUGAGGACCAAGAAAAAGUGGACAUCAGGCAGGCCAUCGACAUGAUUGCUGCAGCAUGGUGGUCAGUCAAGCAGUCCACAGUGGUGAGAUGCUGGCAGAAGGCAGGCAUCAUCCCUCUGGAACUGACAGAUUCGGACACGGAAGUGGCAGCCAGUGAGCCAGAGGCAGCCAGUGAAAAGUUGUGGCACUCCGUGGCGCUUGCCACCUGUGUCCCCAAUGAAAUAAAUUUCCAGGACUUCGUCACCGCAGAUGAUGAUCUCAUCAUCUCUCAGGAGCAGAUAGACACAGAGGUCAUCCAGGGCAUGGAGGCUGGUGAAAAUACAGAUGAAGCUGGAAGCGAAGAGGAGGGGGAGGCAUCUUUACCACAGCAGCCAAAAAUCACCAUCACAGAGGCCAUCUCAAGUGUACAGAAACUUAGACAGUUCCUUUCCACUUGUGUAGGUGUUCCUGACGCCGUUUUUGGACAGCUAAAUGGCAUAGAUGAAUAUUUAAUGAGAAAAGUGACACAAACUCUUGUUGACUCCAAAAUUACAGAUUUCCUCCAAACAAAAUAAUGUAGGCAUUAACUGCCUCUUUUAAUUUAGAAAAUGUAGUUUACAAGGACAAAGCUUGUUUUUUUUUUUAGAUAGGAUAUUGAACUUAAGUUUUAAGCAAUAUUAUAAUGACAACAUUCCAGUCCUCUGAAAUAAUCAGGAA
This is a messenger RNA of Neomonachus schauinslandi (Hawaiian monk seal), 1717 nucleotides long. It is a transcript of the gene TIGD6, whose product is annotated as tigger transposable element derived 6. Bases 1 to 1575 code for a protein of 524 amino acids. The transcript has a single exon. NCBI's taxonomy places the organism in Eukaryota, Metazoa, Chordata, Mammalia, Carnivora, Phocidae. Gene Ontology annotation, cellular component: nucleus. Gene Ontology annotation, molecular function: DNA binding. The record is from RefSeq and is a predicted model, not a curated record.